AUGUGGAACCAAGGCGGGGCGCACCCGCAGCAGUACAUGCAGCAGCAGCAGCAGCAGCAGCAGCAAAUGCAGCAAUAUAUGCAGCACCAUAUGGGUGGAUACCCUCCUGCAGGGUAUGAUCCUGCACAGCAGCAGCAAAUGCAUCAGAUGAUGCUGCAGCAGCAGCAUUACAUGCAGCAGCAGCAGCAUAUGCAGCAGCAGCAACAUAUGCAGCAGCAGCAGUAUAUGCAGCAGCAGCAGCAGCAGCAGCAUACACCAGCAGCAUAUCCAUAUCCACAGCAGCAAAUGUAUGCACAGGGUUAUGGUUUCUCUCCUCCUGCUGGUUCUUCUUACGGUUCUCCUGCUGCAUCUGCUGCUGCUGCAUCAGCAGCAGCAGCACCUGGCAGUGCAGGAGCAGCAGCAGCAGCAGCAGCAGCAAGUCCUUAUGGACAAACAGCACAAAUGUCUCCCUAUGGCUCAGCAUUCAGCGGCAGACAAAGUGUACAACCACCUGCAGACCCUGAGCUAGCUAAAAGAAUACGAACUAUGGCAGGCAAGGAGUACUGCGGAAGAAACCCUGAGAUGGAGCGACUAGUGCGGCAAAGGGAUGGCGCAGACCCUCGCUUUUCUUUCUUGAUGGGGGGAGAGGGUUGUGAAUAUUAUAGGUACCUCGUGAGCUGCAUAGAGAAAGGAAUAUCUCCUGAUCAAGACGGAGGUCGUCCUCCUCCUCCUCCUCCUCCCCCUCAGCAGCAGCAGCAGCAGCAGCAGCAACAGCAGCAGCAGGCAGCAGCUGCUGCUGCACUGCAGCAGCAGCAAGCAUUACAGCAGCAGCAGGCAUUACAGCAGCAGCAAGUUCUACAGCAGCAGCAACAGGCACUGCAGCAGCAACAGGCACUGCAGCAACAGCAGCAACUGCAGCAGCAGCAGCAGCAGCAGGAACCUAACUGGUCUUAUGAUAUAGAAUCUUUGCUGCUGCUGUAUAGACAGAAGCCGCAGCAGCAGCAGCAGCACGAAGGACAAUUAGGGUUAAAUAAAGAAAAAGAACUAAUUGAUGUAUUAAAAACCCUAGAGGAAGAAGCAACAGCAGAUCGUAUAAGAGCAGCAAGAAAAUGGGUUGAACGUGUAUUAUCUUUAUGGGUAGAAAGAGGAGUUCUUAAUAAUGACGAAAGAAGAGAGAUUUGCUUCCUUUGCCGUAUACCCCAGCAGCAACUGCAGCAAGCCCUAAACCCUAAUCGGGCUGAUCCUGAGCGACGAUCGGGAGGGUUUGGCGAUUUUGAUGAUAUAGGAGGGACUCCAGAGCCUUCACGAGGGUUUGAUAGAAGACCUGAAGAAUUAGGGUUUACGCCAGAGACGGUUUCUGUAGGGGUUAUGGCUACUAUGCUUCGUAGUAUAAUUAAAAGGACACGGCAUAUGCAUGCGGCCUUCGUUCCUUAUCGACCCCUCGACCCCCUGGCGACACCACAAACUAUGCCACCUGUUGAGCCUCCUUCUGAGUAUUUAUUAGAUCGUCUUCAAGACUUUUAUGAAGAUUUAGAUCACAUAGAAGAAAACUUUAGACGCAAGAUGGCGAAGGCAGGAAGACGUCGGUCUGUGUCUCCAUCUAUGAGCGGCAGCAUCAGCAGCGACAGCGCACAUUCAAGAAGUAGAUCUAGUAGUGCUAGUCUUGAGAGGAAGCUAGAAGCAAGAGAGAAGGACCGCCGUCAACAGUCUCCUGAUAGACCGCAGCAGAAAGGAGACAGGCCGCGCAUCAGCAACAAUUGGAUUGCUGCAGAGAUGGGUCUACAAGAUGAUGGUAGCUUUGCUGGUCCUCGUACAAAUAUGCGGUUAGGGUUAGGGGCAACAGCAGAAACACGUAAACCCCCGCCUGUUGAUUUGUCAGACCCUUUUGAGAGAUUUAGGCAUCAAAGGGCAGGAAGAUAUCAUGAAGUUAUGGCUGCACAUAAAGCAGAGAGAAGGGAGAUGGGAAGACAAGACAGGAAUUGCUAUCUUUGUGGGAAGGUUGGGCAUCUGGCUCGGGACUGCAGCAGCAAGCAACGGCCGUAA
Molecule: messenger RNA, 2022 nt
Organism: Eimeria maxima
Lineage: Eukaryota; Apicomplexa; Conoidasida; Eucoccidiorida; Eimeriidae
Product: Calcium homeostasis endoplasmic reticulum protein, related, related
Exons: 13
Coding region: 1-2022 (673 amino acids)
Biological process (GO): RNA processing; intracellular calcium ion homeostasis
Cellular component (GO): perinuclear region of cytoplasm
Molecular function (GO): RNA binding; zinc ion binding
Source: RefSeq, a predicted model, not a curated record